Molecule: messenger RNA, 213 nt
Organism: Dicrocoelium dendriticum
Lineage: Eukaryota; Metazoa; Platyhelminthes; Trematoda; Plagiorchiida; Dicrocoeliidae
Source: the annotation of a GenBank genome assembly
AUGCCGAGAGAUCCGGAAGACCAACGGCAGCAUUUUACGCCCUUCCGAGGACGCGAAUUUCAAGAACUGCGGGCAUAUUCACCGGAUAGUGACCAGGAGAACUUGGAUCCACUGAACAAUACGCCGGUGAUGUCCAGACCUCAAUGCCAGAGAUGCAUAUGGAUGAAUCAAGUUACAGUCUUAAAGGAAUGUGCAGUAAGUUGUGACAAGUAA